Zophobas morio is the source of this 1459-nucleotide messenger RNA. RefSeq names its product active breakpoint cluster region-related protein-like. Bases 86 to 1459 code for a protein of 457 amino acids. Gene Ontology annotation, biological process: regulation of GTPase activity; signal transduction. Gene Ontology annotation, cellular component: cytoplasm. The transcript has 16 exons. The record is from RefSeq and is a predicted model, not a curated record. Lineage: Eukaryota; Metazoa; Arthropoda; Insecta; Coleoptera; Tenebrionidae.
GGUUUUUUUGCUGGUGUUACGUUCAAUGGUUUGAAGUAGUAGAACUAUUAAAACGUAUGAACUUAUGUGUUGACCCCUUUUUAUAAUGCAAGAUAGUUACAGUAGCGGUAUAAAAAGUAACCAGUCAGCACCAUCAAUUUGUUAUACAGAACUCUCUCUGCUAACAGGAACGUUAUUAUGUAGAAUACAUUCAGCGUGGGGGUUUGACCUUAAAGCUUCAUCUUCUAAAGCUUUUGUAUCUUUUUUGGUUGAUUCCGGCUCGAAGUUCGUGGAAAUUAAGCGUUCGGAGAGUGUUACAUAUACCGAAUCUUUGAGUUGGAAGCAAGUAUAUACCCUUAAUUUGGAAAGGAACUCCAUGCUUAAAAUACAAAUAUCUGCAAAACAGCAGUUUUCAAAGAAAAAAAUUUGUGGAACUGGGGCCUUAGCCUUGAAUAUUUUGACGGAAAAUUUAAGUAACGCUGAAGAAGUCAAGUUACAUCUCUAUCCUUUGGGCUUUUGUAAAGUUAUCUUUCAAUUUAAAGGUAUUAAAGAGAAGGUUAGCGACGACUUUAUUCCUCCCCCUUUAUUAAUUCCUUACUUUGGGCAAUCCAUUCGCAGCAUCUGCUGUCGUGAAGGUUCGGCUUUACCGGGGAUCAUCUUUGCCUGCAUUUCCCAAAUCGAAAAGCGGCGUUAUGGGCUUAAAGAAGAAGGGCUUUACAGAGUUUCUGGCUCGCAGUCUGCAUACCAGGAGUUGAAGUUAUGCUAUGAUACGGGCUCACCGGUCGAUUUUGAGGACGCCUGCGUCCAUGACUUAACAGGCCUGCUAAAAAUGUAUCUGAGAGAGUUACCGGAGCCGCUGAUAACACACGCGCUCCACUCAUCCUUUAUGGGCGCCGUGACUGAUAAACCGGACGUAGAAAGUUUCAAAAAGUUGCUUAUGAAACUUCCUGACGUCAAUCGGAACUCGCUAAUUUACAUUUUUGACCACCUCCACUCUGUGCUAAGCUAUUCCAAGGAUAACAAAAUGACUAUUUUCAAUCUCAGCGUCUGCAUAGCUCCCUCGCUCAUGAAGUACAGGGGCUCGCGUGCUGAUGCUUCCAUGGGUCUGCAGAGCGAGAGCAGCGUUGUUCAACUUCUUCUGGCUUGGUGGCCCAUUGAAGGCUUCGAAAUGACACCUCGUGUUAGACACACUAAAAGUGUUAAAUAUCCCCUUGAACUAUCCGCGCCUUGCAUGCCUCUAGUGAAGUCAAAGUCCAGCCCUUCGGAGUUGGCUUAUGGGAAAUAUAAAGUUACUCCGAAGGUCUUGGUUGCACAGGCUUCGGACGCUGCUCUUCGUUUCCUUAAUAAGUUUUCUCCUGCCUUCAAACUGAAGUCUCAGAACAAAAAGAAAGAAGCCAGUGGCUCUUACUCGCCUACCUCGACCAAUAAAGAGAGAAAUGAGACCACAUUAUAUAACACAGAUCUCAUUGAUAACGUUUGA